Molecule: messenger RNA, 2013 nt
Organism: Capronia coronata CBS 617.96
Lineage: Eukaryota; Fungi; Ascomycota; Eurotiomycetes; Chaetothyriales; Herpotrichiellaceae
Exons: 1
Coding region: 1-2013 (670 amino acids)
Source: RefSeq, a predicted model, not a curated record
AUGGCUGCCAGGAGCCGAAUCCUCGGUGAGGGCAGAGAACAUGACAAGAAAGACGAUGCUUUCAUCCCCCGGCGCUCGAAUCCACGUUCGUUUCUCAGUCGCCUGAAACCCUUUCGUCGCAGGCGUGUGGUCCUUCUACUGCUGGCAGUAUGGGCGCUCUACCUGUUUUUCAAACACAUACCGACGGACCUGCCUCCUACCUCCGAGCGUUAUGAUCUCCGCUACGGACGACUGCAUCCAGGACUACCUGGGCCGAAAGCAUGGGGAUCUCAAGAACAGCACACAGAAGGAACUGGCGCGAGUUCUCACACCUAUGAUGGACCCAUCAAGUUCUACGGCCUGCCCAAGACAUUGCGCGGCAGAGUCUAUAUUCCCGACUCGAAAGGAAACGUCUUGUUCGCCGUCUCGAGGUUGGAAAGCAUCGCGCGAAUCCUCCCUGUGGCCUGUUCUAUGGCACAUCACAACCGUACUCACGUCCAUCUCGCUUUUAUGGGCCGCCAGUAUGCAGAGAUGGAGGACAUCAGGAAAUUCAAUGGAAUACCCGAGAAUGAGUGUGGUAUAACGGUCCAUGAUGCGCGGCCCGACCUCUCAGCGCAGUCGUCAGAAAAGAGGCUGCGCGUCAGUGCUGGCGCAAGCUUGGGACACAUUCACGCUACCAUGACCUUGCAGGCAGUGCUCGCUGGAGACACUGACUAUGAGGAUGCAUGGCUCUUGGAGGGACUGAGGGACAAGAUCAAUGCACUAGAUCUGUCGCUUAUUCCUCUUCCUGCGGGUGGUCUCGGGGCCGUUUCGUGGAUCUCGAACUUGGAUGCGCCCGCGCUCAAGCAGUCAAACAAGGUCAAUGUCGACAUCAUCAUCCAGGCUCCGCCUGAAUCUUCAGCCUCCUUGAUCAGGCUCUUGCGGUCCAUCAAGGAUGCCGACUAUACUAGCUGGAAAUUACCGCGGAUCAUCAUCGAACUCCCUGCGCAUGUCGACCCAUUCCUCGGCGAAUAUCUAUCCAAAUUUCGAUGGCCCCCCGAUGCUAGAGGAAGCGAUUCUAGGCUUAUCAUCCGGCAUAGAAUCGAUGCCAACUUCAUCUCACCUGAACGGGCCGCUCUGCAGACCGUGGAAUCGUUCUAUCCUUUGUCGCCCAGUGAAUCCUAUGUCUUGGUGCUGUCGCCUAGGGUGGAAUUGUCCUCGGGUUAUUUCCAGUUUUUGAUGCAUACCAUACUCGAAUACAGAUUUGCAUCAGGGCACGGUGAGCUGGGGCAGCAUCUUUGCGGCAUCUCGUUGGAGUUGCCAACCUAUGCUCCUGAUAUGGAGACCAAGGCGCCCUGGGAGUCAGGCCCUGUUUCAGAGCCACUCGUGCUUUGGCAAGCACCAUCAUCAAAUGCAGGGCUGUAUUUUGGUGAUCGGUGGGUGGAGCUGCACACUUUCUUGUCUCAUCGAGUCCAGGUCGAUUCGGCUUUCACCCAGAGGGCGAAAUCAACCCCGCGUCUUUCCCGCGAAUAUCCCGCGUGGCUUCAGAAUGUCCUAGAGUUGAUGCAAACCCGCAACUACUACAUGAUGUAUCCCGCGUUCGCCCUCAAAGAAGGGCUGUCGCCUGUGACGGUCCAUCGUGAGCUGCAUCAACUGCCGGAAGAAUAUAUGAAUGACGUGCAAGACUCGGAUGAGUCCUUGAUGCAACAAAAGCCAAGCGGCAUUCUGGCAGAAGACCAACCACUUACCGCGGCCGACGAGAUCGAACGGCUGAUGCAAAAAGAGAAACAGGUGUAUAUCGAUUCCAUCGUCGCUCCGUUGCUCGCCGCGAUGAGUGUCGGACAGCCAAAAGAGGGCUCUACAGAGGCGUCGGACAUACCAUUAAUAUCGUUUGACGGGCAAAGGGUCGGCUGGGAAGAAUCGCGGACAGCCUCGUGGAAAUUUGCCGAAGAUUUUGCAGCGUCCGUUGGGGGAUGUGCCCAUUAUGAUCCCACCAAGAAAGAGAACGACAACGUGGAGUCGUUGUUCUGCCUAGAUCUCAGCGAGACCGGCUGA